AUGGCGGCAGAACCCACGCCAGACCAGUCCGUCGAAGCUACUGCGACUGCUGCUGCUCAACCUCCAGAAGAUGCCACUCACGACGUUGACGCCGUCUCGCGAGACGCCCGCCCCGCGCCCGAGAACGAGUUGAACGGCGAGUCCCCCGCUAACGUCGCCGUGGACAAGUUGGUCAACGACAUCGUCGAUGAGGUGGUCAAUUCGGCCGAGGUCAGCGUCAGUGGGGGAUCCGACACCGAAGCCUCCAAGUCAAGGCAUGACGACAAGGGCCAUGUCAGAUCCUCCUCGGUCAAAAAGCCCACGUCGUUCAAGUCGGUCCCUAUCAACAAGAGUUUUCAGGCCAAGCUCGCCUCGAGUAGUGCCGCGGUCAAAGCACCAGAGAAGACUACUUCGACUGCGUCGUCGACCGCAGGCCCUCCAAGCACAUCAUCCACGCCCAAGCCGAGAUUGGUUGCCAAGACCACAGGAACUCUGCGUGAUGCCUCAAAGUCAUCGCUUGCCCAAAAUGGCCGACCCGCACCAGAUGGAAAUGCUGUAUGGAACAAGAAUCGACCCCCUCCGACUCCCGACCUUAAGAAGAUGACGGACGAGGAGCUGUUGAAGCUUGGGAUACACGUAGCUAACAGACUACAACCUGACGUGGCAAAGGGCCAGGCCGCUUGGGCCGAUAUUGAUGAAAGCGAUGACGAAUGGGAUGCACCAGAGACGAUCACUUGGACCGAUGGCACCAAGACGACAAUUCCUCAUGCAGACGAUCCCACGAACGCGCCUGAGCCAACUCCACCCGUGUCUGCGCCAGCGCCAGCGCCAGCGCCUGUACCUGUCCUUGCGCCCGCGGCCAGGGAAAACAAACCUCUAGACAAACCACGGUCGCCAGCUCCGCCAACAGGUUCCCCCUCAGUGAAGCCUAGUUUACCGUCGGGCAAGGGAUUGAUUCUCAAGGGCGCACCAGAGAAGCCUACACUUGUUGCAAAACCCCCGGCGCCCCCAACUCCGGUGAAGAGUCCAUGGGCUGCGCUUCCACCCGUUCAGAAGGCUUCGCCCAUGGAAGUGUCUGGUGAUCAACCGCAGCGAGGCUUCCCACCACCCGGAUCAGCCUACGGUUUGAAGGGCGUGACGCCGCCUGCCGCAAGAGAAAUUGCUGCCGAUGACUUCAGUCGAUCACCGCGACGGGAUCACCGGGAGCUCUACAAUUCUCACUCAGGUCGUUACGAGCCUGUCGCCGAUCGCCGGGGUAUGCCAGCAAGGCCAGAGUACCAGCCGCGACAACCGGCCCUUCUUCAGCGAUCCUCGCAUGGGGAGUCACAGGGUCCAGCAGAACCCUCGGCUGCGUUCCAAACAUCCCACACCAGCGGCGGCUAUGGUAGAAGGCGUGGCUCUUCCAACGUCAGUGGCGGAAGCGGCAGCUUCCAGAGGUUGGGCAGGCCUUACGAGCAGGGUCUACCACCUGCAGAAUUGCUAGACCCUCGGCGAGGCUCUUUCACCGGGACCAGUGACCACCCUGCGUCUCCACGCAACUUUUCGCCCUCUGGUCAUCAUGGAGGACCGCGACAGCCCAGUGCUUCGCCAUGGCAGAACCGAGUCUCGCCGGCAUUCUCGCAUACAGCACCGCAAGUCCCAGGCAGCGGCGAGAUGCAGACAGUGCCCCCAGCGGCCCCUGUGGUUGACGAUGUUGAGUUUCAGAAGAAACUGAUGAAGGAACGCCGAGAGGAAGCGAUCAGAAGGCGGCAGGAAGAAGAGGCUAGGGAGGAGGCUGCGAAGCAAGAGCGCCUGCGCAAGAAGUUGGAGGCAUUGGGCCCGGCUCCAGAGCGAAAGAGCGAGAAGAAGGAGGCUCCUAAAGAGCUAGCAGCAACGGACCAAUUGAGCGAGGCCCCACACCAAGCUCCAUCGCCGCUGGAGUCGAAGGAAACCAAGCCAACUACAACACUACCUAACCAACUGGCCAAGAGCAGCCAGGACUCACUUCCCAACGGUGUUGAUCAGGACGGUCAAACUCAAACGAAGGCUGCAGCCGCUGCUGAGCAGCCCCCUGCGCCAGAGAACAAGCAUGCGCACCCUUGGAAUCCUCGGGUACAGACUCAGAACCAGCCCGAUCGACUCACAUGGAAUGCAGGCAGUCAGGCAUCCAAAAAUGUCUGGGGUCCUCCGACCAGCGACCGCUCUCUUGGAAAUGGAACUUUCACCUCGGUACCGACCCAGCCGUCGCAGUUGGCCCAGAUGCGCAGUGGUCGACCCGGACCUGGCCCAAUAGCUCCGCCAAGCUCCAAACCUGGGCUGCCCUCACAGCCGGAUCCGAUCGGCCCCCCACGGGCACAAGGUCAUGAUGAUAAUGCUCAGAGAAGGAAUAGAUGGACGUCUGCUGUGCUGGCGUCGGACGAAGACACUCGACUGCAACGCCAGAAACAGCAGCGCGACCUGGAGCAGGACAUGAAAGCUCGAGGAUUGGACUACUCUGACCUGGCUGCCCCCAUCAACGAGGCGUGGACCUCUACCAAAGAAGAUGACCAGGGACAGCGAGUGCGUGACUCGAUGCAAUGGGUUUUACGCGGCAAAAAUGCACAGAACACCGCUGGGGCUGGCGACUUGAGCCAACAAGACUCUGCGGCACGCUUCGUGCCUCCACCUGUUAGCCAAAACAGUGCUACGGCUCCUGGUUCCCAGCGAUCAAGGUUCUUCCCACCCAACCGGGAUGUGGACCAGGCAGCCCCGCUCGCCCCGGAGACUGGCAGAUCUCACUCUCCUUCUCCUCCGCCUCCUGACAUGGCCGGUCAUCCUGCUUUUGACGGCGACAUGGCACACCCCCAUGUGUCGCUGCCUCCGACUAGGCCUAUAGUGAAGUUGCCGCCUGCAGCGCCCUCCGGUCUCGCGACGUCCCAGCGCCCCGGUCAGUCCAGCUCUACGCGGUCUGCAUCCACUUCCCAGCCUCAUUCCUCACGGCCCUUCAGCUCUUCAGGAGCAGCUUCCAAUCACACUGCACCAAACUUUUGGCAAGACCGGAUCAAAAAUCUUUUGGCAGACAACUCAUCGAACCCGUCGAGCGUGGACUCGUCGAGCAGAACCAGUCUGGCGCAACCUAACCACCGUGCGGCAGCCACUGUCUCAUUGCCAACCAUCUUCGCCCCAAGCUCAACCAUCGAUGAUGGCUCGUUUGCCACCAAGAUAAUGGAUGAAGAUUGCUUCGAGGAGCAGGAGAUGGGGUCACUUCCGCCUGUCCAUCUUCCGACGCAGGUCCCAGAGGCGGCUUGGGAGCCCGCCAAGGCGCCACCCCGGCAAGAUCGGAGGCUCAAGGAAGCACUCACCACCAGUGCUGAGGCACUGAUUUUCCAUCCGGAGGGAAGAAGCUAUGUCAUUCUCUUGCCUAGCAUGCCAGGGCGCAAAAUGGUUGCCAUGGCCGCUUCAUCUGUGAACAACCCUCAAGGCCGGCGGCCUCAACGCGCUUCGCGAUAUUCCUCUUCGUAUCGUGGCGGCAACCGAAAUCGGGACUCGUCAGAGCAGGGCGCCCCUUCAGGAUCGAACUUUAACCGAGGUGGCCGUGGUUCAUACCGUGGCAGAUCCGAGUGGAACCGUGCUGCAGCAACACCCAUUCAAACCCAGUAA
This is a messenger RNA of Diaporthe citri, 3597 nucleotides long. RefSeq lists its product as uncharacterized. The record is from RefSeq and is a predicted model, not a curated record. The transcript has 3 exons. Lineage: Eukaryota; Fungi; Ascomycota; Sordariomycetes; Diaporthales; Diaporthaceae. The coding region runs from base 1 to 3597 and encodes 1198 amino acids.